Dovyalis caffra is the source of this 186-nucleotide messenger RNA. The record is from the annotation of a GenBank genome assembly. NCBI's taxonomy places the organism in Eukaryota, Viridiplantae, Streptophyta, Magnoliopsida, Malpighiales, Salicaceae.
AUGGAUGAGAUCCAUUUUGUCAUUUCGAGUUGUAUCUUUGUUUUUGAGACCAAGGUUUUUUCUAGGAAGUCCCAUUGUGGUCAAGUAAAUGCCUAUUCGGGGGCCCUAGAGAAGGAGACUGAAGAAAUGGGACAUGGUGCGGUCAUUCAUGAUGACGAGGGUCAUUUUCUUGCUGCACUUGACUAG